Molecule: messenger RNA, 1819 nt
Organism: Neurospora tetrasperma FGSC 2508
Lineage: Eukaryota; Fungi; Ascomycota; Sordariomycetes; Sordariales; Sordariaceae
Exons: 4
Coding region: 1-1446 (481 amino acids)
Biological process (GO): ergosterol biosynthetic process; farnesyl diphosphate metabolic process
Cellular component (GO): endoplasmic reticulum membrane
Molecular function (GO): squalene synthase [NAD(P)H] activity
Source: RefSeq, a predicted model, not a curated record
AUGGGCGCGUUUACGAAGGCCGCAUAUUUCCUUCUCCACCCCAACCAGUUGAGGUCCAUCGUUCAAUGGAAGGUAUGGCAUGAGCCCGUUCACAGGCGCGACCCUUCCAAGGAGACCGAGACAGAGAAGGCAUGCUUCCGCUAUCUCGAACUGACCUCGCGGUCAUUCUCCGCCGUCAUUCAGGAGCUCAACCCCGAGCUCCUGAUGCCCAUCUGCCUCUUCUACUUGGUACUUCGUGGCCUUGACACGAUCGAGGAUGACAUGACUAUCGAUCUCGCCAAGAAGGAGCCCUUACUGCGCGAGUUCGCCGAUUUGAUGGAGAUUGAUGGCUGGACCUUUACCGAGAAUGGCCCUAACGAGAAGGAUCGUGAACUCCUGGUUCACUUUGACGAUGUCAUUGCAGAGUUGAAGAAGGUCAAGAAGCCUUACUACGACAUCAUCCGCGAAAUCACGGUCAAGAUGGGCAAUGGUAUGGCCGACUAUGCCUUGAACGCCGAGCACAACACCAACGGUGUUAACACCAUUGAGGAAUACGAGCUUUACUGCCAUUACGUGGCCGGUUUGGUGGGCGAGGGUCUCACCCGUCUUUUUGUCGAGAGUAAUCUCGCCAACCCAGCGCUCCUCGAGCGUAUGGAGCUGACGGAGAGCAUGGGUCAGUUCCUUCAAAAGACCAACAUUAUCCGUGACAUCCACGAGGAUUACGUCGACAAGCGACGAUUCUGGCCCAAGACAAUUUGGAGCAAGUAUGUCAACACAUGGGACGACAUGUUCAAACCUCAGAACCGGGAAAAGGCGCUCCAGUGCAGUUCGGAGAUGGUCCUCAAUGCGCUCAAGCACACCGAGGAUUGUUUAUUCUACAUGGCCGGUAUGCGCGACCAGAGUGUGUUCAACUUCGUCGCUAUUCCCCAGGCUAUGGCCAUUGCAACAUUAGAACUCGUCUUCCGCAACCCAGCCAUCUUUGAGAGAAACGUCAAGAUCACCAAGGGUGACGCCUGCCAGCUCAUGAUGGAGUCGACACAGAAUCUUCGCGUAGUGUGCGAGGUGUUCCGCAGAUACGCGAGGAGGAUACACAAGAAGAACGAUCCAAGAGAUCCCAAUUACCUGGCAAUCAGCGUCCAAUGCGGAAAGAUCGAGCAAUUCAUCGAGUCCAUCUUCCCCACCCAAGACCCCAAGAAAAUCGCACUCGCACAGGCCCAAAAUUCCAACCAAGCAGCGGCAAACACCACGGACAAUGGUGACACCACCUUCCUGGUCUUGUCCAUGAUUGGUGUCCUGUUCGUUAUGGGCGGUCUUAUGAUUGGAGCCGCGUGGCUCAUGGGUGCUCGAUUCGACAUGGCCUACGAAGACAUCACAGCAAGAGUCGGCACGUUGGUUAAUGGGGCCGCUGCUGUCUCGAGUGCCACAGUAUCCAGCAUCCCCACAACGGUGGUGCAUCAGGAGUUGUAAUGCAUCAGCCAUCAAUUCGAUCAACACCCUUUAAUGACCGGCGCCUGAUCGGAUCUUUCGACACCACACACAAACGACCAACGAUAGAUCGGUUUAAGCCAGCAUGUAAUAUCUCAUGUGAUAUUGAAUUAGCGAUGACUUUCGUAUGAUUACGAGGCGAGUACCUUCUUGCGCGGGCGAUAUACAGGUAAUUUUCUGGUUUGGGAGACGCGGCAAGCCGGGCGUUCGUGGUCGGGGAAGGGGUACGGCGAUGCCCCUUUUAUGUUCCCCUACCCAGCCCCUGAUGAAAGAUCAGUGUGCCUCGUGGCCUGGGUUUCGAGGAACGACAAUUACUAACAUUUGUUUUAAUAAACGACCAUUGAACCUUCUUUCC